CGGGAACGCGGCCAGUCGUCGGCGUGUUUGCGGAGCGCUUAAACAAGAAGCAUGCCGAAGGAUUCAAGAAGAAACUGUGGUCCCGAAACUGCCAAAAGUUACGUGCUUUAUCAAAAGCGCGAGAUUACAUUGUUAGAUAAGUCGGGAAAGCGUCAUGAUGGACGGCAGUUCGGCGACGUGCGUCCAAUUUUUUUGAAAACGGGAGUGGUCAGCCAAGCCAAAGGGUCUGCCUACAUCGAAAUGGGCAAUACAAAAGUUGUUUGCUCAGUAUAUGGCCCCAGAGAAAUUGCUCGCCGGAAAGACUUCACCUUCAAGGGCCAGAUCAACUGCGAGUUCAGAUUUGCACAGUACUCAUGCCCGAUUCGCCGUCAGCACCUGAACGACGGUGAAGCGCUCCACUACUCACAACUUUUGGAGAAAGCGCUGGCUCCAGUUGUGUGCCUGCACAAGUUCCCAAAAUCAACGGUUGACGUGUUUGUCCUUGUGAUUGAAAAUGACGGUGGAGCCCUGGCUUGUGCAAUAACAACAGCUGGACUUGCCCUGGCAGACGCUGGUAUCGACAUGUACGAUGUUGUUGUGGGCUGCAGCUUGCGUCAAGAUGGUGGCACGUGCCUGAUUGAUCCCACUUACAAUGAGGAGGUGGCUCCUCUGGAAGCAAAGGAUGACCUCAGUUUUGGUCGUAUGACUCUGGGAUUCAUGCCUGCACUCCAGCAAGUCAGUGCUUUAGUGCAGGAUGGUGAACUUGAUGCUGCCUCCGUAGUAUCGGAUAUGAAAGCAUUAAUAGCUGCAUGUCAUCAGAUUUACCCUCUGGUCCAAGAUGUACUGCUCAAGGAAGUUGAGGAGAAACUGAAUGGAGAAAUGAAGAAGAUGGAAUUGUCAGCAGAAGAGGACGGUGUUGCAGCGUGACACAAUGGAAAAUUUUAAGCUCUUCACUGCAGCACGGGAAUUACAGAAGCCACUCUCAUUUUACUGUAAAUAGUCCAUGAAUACAGAAAUGUUUUCAUCACUGGUUUAUUAUUAACUGACUGUGUUUCCGUAAUGGUGUUCCAGGUGUUCAAGUGGUGUUGACAUACUACUUCCUUCAAAGCUCCUUGAAAAGUCUUUGCACACACAUAUCAUAAGGAGCAUUGGCUGUGGAGUUUCCUUGUACAGUUAGUAUCAAUCAAUUUUGAAUUAUCUGAUGUUUUAAUCAAAUGAGAACUUCAACAUUUCCAGCAAAAUGAACUUUUUUACUUGGAAAUUUUGUGAUUGUGGUGGGCACUGUGAGGGCUCUUCGGUGUACUUAUCAUGAUGAAAUAAAGCUCAAGG
Molecule: messenger RNA, 1308 nt
Organism: Rhipicephalus sanguineus (brown dog tick)
Lineage: Eukaryota; Metazoa; Arthropoda; Arachnida; Ixodida; Ixodidae
Product: exosome complex component MTR3
Exons: 9
Coding region: 52-906 (284 amino acids)
Biological process (GO): U4 snRNA 3'-end processing; poly(A)-dependent snoRNA 3'-end processing; nuclear mRNA surveillance
Cellular component (GO): cytoplasmic exosome (RNase complex); nucleolus; nuclear exosome (RNase complex)
Source: RefSeq, a predicted model, not a curated record